CGACUCCCGCAUCUACACUACUCCUGAGCGGCUCCUGGAAGUUUACUUUCACUUUCGUGUGUUCCUUCGACUUUUAACUGAAUCGGCGGACUGGUUUUAGAGGCUCGCUCUGUCUGGUUUGGAACACGGAAACAGACGGAUCGAUUGUGUUGCGUGCAUUAUUAUUCGCCCGCUGCUUACGUGGUGCAGACGGGGCAGUGUUUUUUCCGUGCCUCCGGUGAAGAGUGUUCGAUAGAAUUUGCCUCGUAAUUAUUUGCCUACGCUGUUGAACCUUGCACGGGUUUUUAUCGGUUGAUUUUGUACAAUCUUCACUGCCAUCCCGUGUCAUUGGUUUGUCCCGAAAAGUUCAAGUCCAAAGUUCAACUACCUGCUCGCAUCUCGCAUCCAAAUGAACAUGACUCGAAUAAUUCAACAACGAACCACAGCAUCACCACUCGGGAGAGUGUUAGCGUCGUCCGCCGGUGUGUCCGUAAGUAAAAUGUUAACCGCACAACUGGCAACUGCGGCUUCGGGCCCACCAGCCCUGCAACGCCAGCCCGUACCGAAGCUGUCCGACACGAUGCAGAAGCUGGUCCGAUCCAUUGAACCGCAUGUGGACGCGGACACCCUCGCCGGAACGAAACGAGCCACCGAGCAGUUUGCCCAACCCGGAGCGAUCGGUCAGAAGCUGCAGGAGUUACUCGAACAGCGGGCUGCGAAGAAGGAUAACUGGCUAGCCGAUUGGUGGCUUCGUAGUGCGUACAUGGAGUAUCGCGAUCCGGUUAUCGUCUACUCUAGCCCGGGACUCGUAUUUCCCCGGGCUGCCUACCGUUCGCUGGACGAACAGUUGGCGUACGCGGCAAAGAUCGUUUCCGCUGCCCUGGCGUACAAAAUGCUCAUCGAUGGGGGCAAAAUCAAACCGGAAGCGAUGGGCAAGAUACCGCUCGAUAUGUCGCAGUAUGAGAAGAUUUUCGGCACAUGUCGUAUCCCGGGCCGGGAGCGGGAUUCGGUACAGUUUAAUCCACGCUCGAAGCACAUCGUCGUGGCGUGCAAUAAUCGAUACUAUCAGCUAAACGUGUUUGGCCCGUCCGGUGGCCUUGCGAGUGAAGCCCAAAUCCUUGCCGAACUGAAGAAGAUUGCCGGUAAAGAAAAUGCCAGGCAGCGCCUGGAACCGAUCGGAAUUCUCACCGCAAACCAUCGAGACAGUUGGGCCAAAGCGUACGAAGUGCUUGUGGCUGAUCCGACCAACCGUAGCUCGGUGGAGACGAUCCAAAAGGCACUGUUUGUCCUCUCGAUCGAUCGCGAGAUCCCGCAGAAGGCGGGCAAUGAUGAUAUCGUCACGGCCAGCGAUCUUCUGAUCCACGGAGGCGGAUCCGCGGUUAACGGAGGUAACCGAUGGUACGAUAAAACGAUUCAGCUGGUCGUAGCCCCGAACGGUAUCAAUGGCCUUACGUACGAACACUCUCCGGCCGAGGGGCAACCGAUCGCGGUAAUGACGGACUUUCUGAUCGAGUACGUUAACGGAGGUAAACAUCUGAAUGCCGUCGAUCAACCGGAGUUGAAGGCAGCUUCGGUGGAGCUUCCGUUCAACGUGACCCCGGAAGUACGCAGCGCCGUUGAUGAAGCAUCCGGUUUCGUGGAUAAACUUGCCGCCGACAUCCAGAUGGACUACCUACAUUUCACCGACUACGGAAAGGGAUUCAUCAAGACGCAACGCAUGAGCCCGGACAGCUACAUCCAGAUGGCGAUCCAGUACGCGUUCUAUCGGCUGCACCGUGUCCCCGGAGCGCACUAUGAAUCGGCCCAAACGCGCAUGUAUCUACACGGGCGUACGGAAACUAUCCGCUCGUGCUCCGUUGAAUCGAUCGCAUUCGCCCGGGCGAUGCUGGAGGCGGGUCGGGAUGGACGUGCGAAGGUGGAAGCGAUGAAGGCAGCCAUCAACGCCCACAAGGCGUACGUUUCAAUGGCCAUCCAGGGUCAGGGAGUCGAUCGUCAUCUACUGGGACUUAAAUUGAUCGCGAAAGAGAACGGAAUUCAGCUGCCGGAACUGUACUCGGAUAAGGGAUUGCAGCGUAGUGCACACAUGCGGUUGUCCACCAGCCAGGUGGCCUCACGGUACGAUGCGUUCAUGUGCUACGGACCGCUGACGCAGGACGGGUAUGGAUGCUGCUACAACCCGAAGGAGGACGAUAUGUGGUUCGGACUUUCGGCAUUCCGGUCGAACCCGGAGACGGAUGUCGCGAGGUUCCGCGUGAGCCUACGGGAGGCUCUGAAGGAAAUGUACGAGGUGCUCGUACACUUUGGCGAAAAACCGAAGGGCAAGCUUUAAACAAAACUACGCAGACAGAUGGUAUACCUUGUUCGGACACUUAUAUCAAAAUGCGAUUUACAGUCGUUUUCAGUUGAGUUUUUGUUUGAUUUCAUUGUAACGAAAAAAAAAGAUUUUUAAAGAAAAUAUGACAUAAAAAUGGCAAAAGUUAGGAAAAAAUACAGGGAAGAAAAUUGUAA
This is a messenger RNA of Anopheles coustani, 2487 nucleotides long. RefSeq names its product carnitine O-acetyltransferase (gene CRAT). Lineage: Eukaryota; Metazoa; Arthropoda; Insecta; Diptera; Culicidae. Gene Ontology annotation, molecular function: carnitine O-acetyltransferase activity. Gene Ontology annotation, cellular component: peroxisome. Gene Ontology annotation, biological process: carnitine metabolic process, CoA-linked. The coding region runs from base 389 to 2308 and encodes 639 amino acids. The record is from RefSeq and is a predicted model, not a curated record. The transcript has a single exon.